AUGAUGCACUCGCCUCAGCUCAACUCUUCGCGAUUCAUUUUUUGUGUCCUGUUGGCUUUUGUCUAUCCAAAGUACGUGAUUCCCGGGUUUCAAGAGGCAAUUACGACUGACCUCAAAGCCCUUGGGCAAGUCACGGCCAUCCCGGGAACUCCCUCAUCCACCAGCGAACUAAGAAAUGUGGCUCACCCAACCUACGUUCCCCACUUCAAUGAUCAUCGAGCUUACCUACUACAGCCUUCUUUGUGGCUGACGACUGGCUACUACGGGUACAUAUAUCCGGGAGAUUCAUCAAAUCAUCACUCGGCCAAAACUUCAUCCCUCCCAUCUAACCCCAUGAUGCCGGUUCCACCCAGGAUCUCUGAUGGAAGUCGCGGCAAUAGCAGGAGGAUUCUAACAAAUGGAAAGUUUUUCGACACCCGCAGUGGCCCGUCGAAAGAUUCUUCAAGUAUGACAAGCGUUGGAUCUCAAAUGAUCAUUGGACACCAGGCAUCAACGCAGAAAUCGUUUGAUCCUGAGCUGACACAAAGAAUGCUUAACUGUGAGCCGUUUACACCAGGACCAAGGCAAAUAAAGUCUCAAAAAGAGGGAAAGGACUUUCAAGUCCGCACUCGUAUUCAGAACCAAGCCGAUAUCGAAACAAAUCCCAAUGGCAUCGAUCUGCAUCUUCAUCCGGUUAGAACAUCGGGAAACCCUUUAGGAUAUCAAGCUGAUCAAUCCAGGGACCCAGUGGAUGAGCUCGCAAAGCACAGCGCCUCGAAAGUCCCUUGUAGAACAAAGGAAAGCACCGGGAUCCUAUCAUCAUCAAAUGAUUACCUCGAGACGAAUCCUGACGACUUGAUGAACGUUAAGAAUUUCAUCAAAACAUUUGGUUGUGUUAUCCCCUCUGCAGUGGUUGACGACAAGCGGCCUGGAUCCAAUGGGCCCCAUGGCUCCGAUGAAUUUCUCCAGGAAAAUUCCAAGGUCGGCAAGUUCAACGACAACGCAGAGCUAGAUGAAGCUCCUACCUCAAGUCACACGGACCCAUUAAGUUCACCGGUAUCCAAUGUUAUUUCAAAGCAAAGCCCUCGUGUCGAACCUCCGGAUGAUCCAAAUUGGAUAGUAAAAAACCCAGAACAGGCUCAGCCGCCAGAAAAACCUGAAAGUCUUCCCUCGCGCGGGCAUGAGAUUGAAUAUCCGAGACUGACAUCCACGUCUGAAGAAAGUAAUGCAGCUCAACGGGGGAAAUCUAGUCAUCUAAGCCAAGAAGGAAGCAAUACUGAGGGAGCAGCUCCAGACUACAAAACAAAGAAAAAGCAAGAAAAUCCACAUGAAAAAUCUGCUCAAACUUUUCCGCUUGCAAAGUCUCAUGGUUCAAGUGAAAAAAUCAAUUCACCCCGAAGCUCUCAGUUUACAGUAUCUUUUACGUCGAAACAGAAAGGAGAUAAAGCAAAGGGAUCACCAAGCCCGAGUCAAAGGCCGUCUCAAUUUCCGGGCCAAACAAAAGUAAAAGGGACAGAUUAUUUGCAACCCUCUCAGAAUAUCUUGGACCAAAAGGACCCCCAAGUUAAAGCAAAAACACUAAGUCUCCUAGGAAUAGAACAACCAAAAAAUACAGAUCCAGCUCCUCAAUCGACAAUCCAGUCAGGGACACCCCGCAACAACAAAAAAUUACACGCUUCUACUGAUCAGCUUUCUCAACAAGCCAAAACAGAGUUCUUCACGAAAACAAAUGACGGGCAUAAACGACACAAGAUAGAAGCGGACGCUAAGGCGUCAAGUAUUAGAUUGACAAAACCUAUUCUAAAGACAGGACGUUUCUCAGUUAGAAAGUCUCUUGAAAACUUAGAAAAGAUCCAAAUUAAAGGUAAACUGAACAUAGGUGACGUUGGGACAGAAGCAAGCACCACAGCUACUAAAAAAUCAUUACUGCCCCAAGACUAUGCCCAAGAGUUCAAACAUCACUCAAAAGCUUCUACAGAUACUGAUACGAUUUUGGCCACAAAUAAUGAACAUCUUUCUAAUUUAUUUGAAUCCCCAUUAUCAACAUUUGCCCAACCCACAAAUUCAAACCCAAAAAUUGGAAUCUUACCCUCACAAGAAAACCAAGUUCAUCAUUCCCCAACUAACUCACAGGAAUCUUUGCAAUUGAAAAUUUCAACUCUGAAAGAGUGUGUUCAAGAUCCCAUCAAAGAUCCUGGAUCAAUUGAAAUUUUGACCAGCCAGGCUAUCAAAACAAUUCAAAAACAGCUUGACCAGCCAACAUCAGGGAGAAAAGAGGAAACACACCCCACCAUCAAAGAAACUGUGAAAGGUUCAUCAAAAUCUGGAGACAACUCUCAACACCCUGGUCGAUUGGAAUGUUACCAUAUCUCAAUACCAAAUCCCAUUCCCACACAAUCCAACCCUUCAUCUAAUACAAAAUUCAAGUCUGUUCCAAUAUCUCAACAUUCAAAUGGAUUUGAUGACCAAAGCCCUACCCAAAUAUCUAGACAGAUUCUCAGUCUCACCCCCAAAAAUAUCAAACCACUGAAUAAGAUCACUCCACAAAUUGAGACACUCAAAGAUACAGGUUUGGAAGCAUCAAGCUGGUCAAUGGCCUCAGGAAAUCACAAGGCACAUGCAAGUAGCAAGCUCUUGCAAUCACCCCCAAGCUUCAUGACUGAUGAUCAAAAUCGGAAAAUAAAUUACAAAGCCAUCAUUUCACUUGAGGCCGCUUUUGGAGAAAGUAUUCAAUCAAAGAAUCCAGAGACUUGCCAGACCACUACAAAGAGGAAAAGUGGGGUUCAUUUGGUUCCAAUGCUACCUCUGAGAGGAUACUUGCAUGUGGAGAAUUGUUCAAAUCAUGUGCCGGUGGGCUUCAUUACAAAUGAUGAGUACCAGAAUCUUCUUUCACUCUGGAGAAAGGACAGCAAUGCAUACCAAAAAGUUGAAAGUGGUAUUAGUAAUGAACUAGGAGCCUUUGAAGCUGCCCGGAGGAUAAAUGCCCUUCGACGUCAGAUUGUUAGUCAUAGGAUCUCCCGCAAAUGGUCUCGGGUCCGUGGCGCAUGGUUUGGCUACAACAUCAAUAAUCCAACUGCUGCCAUUGGGACGGAAAACUUGCUUGGUUUGUCUAUUGAACCCAAGGAUUUCCGAGAUAUUCCGAUAUCUAGUACAUUGGCAAGAUCAAGGAAACAGAUGUGGGGGUCCAAACCGGAGCUUGGGAUGCUCUGGGGCCAAGCCGAAAUGGAACGACAAUUUGAAAUGCGAUCAUAUCUUGCGCAAAGAACCAAUCCAUUCUUCUGGUGGGAAGAUUAUGAUCUAAACAUGGAAAGCAAAUUGUUUGGUUUAGACAUUACGACGAUUCUCAAAGUAGGCGACUCAUUACAAUUCGGGACCAAGUUCUUGGUUAGUCGAGGCUAUGGAAGGCUUUCGAUUGACUCGGCAUAUGCUCUUUUACUCGAUGUGAUGACAGACACUAAACGGCCACUGCCAUGGAUUGAGUCUUCAGAGAGGGCAUGGUUUUAUCGGCUAUCUGACGGAUUAUACGAGCGACGACUUCGCCGGCUGAGUCAACUCAUUUCCAAUCGGAACCCCCAAAAAAACCCUUUUUCUGCAGAAAUACUGGCCCAGAAGAUGGAUGGAAAUUACUUGAGCAGUGCUCGCGGAUACCGAAUGGGCGAAGAGUUGCUUUGGGUUGAUCAAGGACGCCCGUUGGAUGAAUUGUUGGAAAACAUGAAAAACAGAAACCCGGCGGUCUCUGAUCCAAUGCUGGAUCUUCCUGAACCAGAGCAGUAUCCAACAUGGGAGGAAUUCAAAGAUAUACUAGCUACAAGUGCUCAUUAUUUCUGGUUGUCGUUUAAGAACAUCUUUGGAUGA
Puccinia triticina is the source of this 3834-nucleotide messenger RNA. RefSeq lists its product as uncharacterized. The transcript has 5 exons. The record is from RefSeq and is a predicted model, not a curated record. Bases 1 to 3834 code for a protein of 1277 amino acids. Lineage: Eukaryota; Fungi; Basidiomycota; Pucciniomycetes; Pucciniales; Pucciniaceae.